Labrus bergylta (ballan wrasse) is the source of this 7707-nucleotide messenger RNA. RefSeq lists its product as uncharacterized. The record is from RefSeq and is a predicted model, not a curated record. NCBI's taxonomy places the organism in Eukaryota, Metazoa, Chordata, Actinopteri, Labriformes, Labridae.
GCGCAUAUUUUUCUGUUUGCAGAGCUGGAUGCAUGCAAGACUGUGUGUGUGCGUGUGUCUGUAUGUGUGUGCAGGAUGCUAAAAUCUGGAGCUGUGGAGAAGGGGGAGGGGCAAUGAAACGGACGAUGAAGAAAUAGAUGAAAAAAGGAAGAAAAAGGGGAAUAUAGAAGAGAAGAAGGGAGGAGGACGGAUGCUGAGGAGAGAGCGAAAGUGAAAAGAGCACUGAGGAGAGGUAGACGGAGAGAGUGAGGAGGAGGAGGAGGAGGAGGAAGGAGACGAUCUGCUGGAGGAAGCAGCAGCAUCGGUGAUUUUCUUGGGAAGCAAGGCGGCUAUCCUCUGUUGCCGUGACGAUGGGGUGCUGGCUCUCUGGACCAUGGAUGGGAGACCAAACGUUGAAUGGGCGGAGUCUAGCACACCUGAGCCAGCGGGAUGCUCUGAGGAUCUUGGCAGCCAAUCAGCGUCCAAUCACACUGCAGAUCAAGGGUCAGAGGGGGUGUGGCACUGAGGCAGACAGGGGGGCCUGGGAGACCCUGCCUCUUAACCUGCAGCAUCUCAACCUGCCCCUCCCACCAAUGGGGGCGGGGAUGAAUGCGUCCAGCCCCACCUACCAAGACAGACAUUUUUACGGCCACCUGGCUUUGCCACAAGAUCACUGUGAAGGAGGACGGUACGGCUACCUGUCCAGCUCGCCACGGGACACUGUGGACAUGGUCCAUCAGGAUCCAGAGCUGACUGGUCGUGGACCUAAUGGACAGAACUGCUUGAUGGGAUGUUGCAAUACAAACUUAGAAGAACCUAAUGGCUUCCACAGUCAGACGGACGACGAGGACUUCAUGCUUGAGAAGCCUCUGGGCUUCAUGCCCCUCCAUCAUGAGCUUGACAGCGGCCUGGGCUGGACUGAUGGCUCUCUCCACCAGGGGGACCUCUCAGGACUGGAGACAGAAGAGGGAGGCCUGGAUGACUGUCAUUCUCAUGGGGCCCUUGCCCCAGGGGGUUGUGGGGGCUAUGGAGGUGGCUCUCCAUCCUCUGAGUCUUUUAUCUCCUCGGAGCUUAGCGACUCUGGCUUCUACAGUGUGAGCACUGGGGAGUUCAGGCACUUCCAGAGGCUGCUGGAGAAGCGAAUGCGGCUGUACAAUGCUAGGCUGCAACACCAGGGCGAACCCUGUGAGAGGCGAGAGCGGCGGGAUAGCUGCCCCAAGAGCCACCGCGAGCUGCUGGAGGCUAUCCCUGAGGCGCUCACCAUGCAGCCUCAGUGUCCACGCCUGCAGCUCGGGAUGGAGGAGACUGCUGAACCUGUCAUGGACCUUCCACCUCGGGGACUUUUCAGGGUUUCAUCGGUCCAGUUCAAUAAAGCUGAUAGGCCCUGUCUGAACCGUCACAGCUCCAGCAGUGGAGCCCUCUUUAACCCCUCCCAUGCUGCAGUCUCAAGGAUGACAGCUCCAAUCCUCUCCACCUGCAGUACCCCCUCUAGCCAUCGGAGAUCCCUAGUUCCCAUCCAGCAGCACCACCAGGGCUCUAGUUCAGUGGGGAUGUUGAGGAGAAGCCGCACACUUCACCAUCGCCCUCCUCCUCAGGAGUAUCGUCGCAGGGCCAGCCACCCAGCCUCCCCCUCGUACUGUGCAGCAACCAUGCACCAUUGUGGGGGUGUUGCUCCAUGCAACGUAAUGCCGCUAGGCCUGCCAGAGGAAGGCGAGCUAAGGGUAGGUAUGAUUACUUCCCACCCAACUAGCUUGGCUGUCUCUCCCCAACAGCAUCCCUCAGCUCUGGGGCAUAUCAGGGGUACCAACAUCCAUGAGAGAUGCUAUGAGCAAAACAGCCAGAUCCCCCACCAUGACUACUGGCACUCCCAAGAAAGACACAUGAUGCCUGAACCAUUGUUAACAGAAAGGGACAGAGAGAUCGAGAGGGAAAUGGAACAGAAAAGGCAAAUGCAACAGGAGAAAGAGCUGGAGAGGGAGAGGGAGGCUCAGAUACAGGAAGAGAUGGAUAGAGAGAGGCAGCAGGAGCUGGGGAGGACCAUUGCCAGAGAUCAGCAGCACUUGCAGAGUUUGAUUUACCCUCCUCAGGCUGGAGAUGUCAAUGACACCUGGCCGAAACCUGCAAACCGUCAGUCCCAGGGGGCUGGUGGAGGAAGGGGGCUAUAUAGCACCCUGGAAGGCCACACAGGAGUUAACUGUGCUGCUGGAUGGGAUGCAAAGAUAGGACACAUCAACGCAAGUUCGAGCCCUAAUCCCAAUUCUGGUAUGCAGCCUAAAACUGAUCUUAGCUCCAAACAUAGCACAACCUCAAGGAUCUCCAGGAGCCAGCUCCUGAGAGACCGAGCAUCCCAGCUGGCAGAUGAACGUAGUGGGAUGAGCACAGAUGAGGAGACCAACACUGACAUGCUGAUGGGUCGAUACUGGAGUCGAACGGAAAGGAGGGAACAUUUCCUUUUGGCCCGUGAGCAGAGGCAGCAGCAGCAGCUGCAAGCUAGAGGAGUGACUUUACGAGAUUCAAUCAGCAGGGGAGGGGCCAUCACAGGAGGGGGAGGAGCUUCUGCUGGAGAUGGAGGUAUGCUUGACAGUAGAGUAGGCGGAGUUUUUACUGAUGGGCGAUGCAACACUGUUCUGGAGAUGAGUCAGAGGAAGCUGAGUCGUUUGAGGAACAGGAAGCUAUUGGAUGACUGGACAACAGUAGAGGAGCUCCUGACUCACGGGACCAGGCUUGAUAACCAUGAUGACAUGCUGUGUCCCAGCUCCCUGCUGACAGUCACCACCGUCUAACUGCAUGGGCAUCACGUCUAACAGUAACACUGUGUGCAAGUGUGUGUGAUAUUACGCUAACAAUACAUUUUUAGUAAGUCAUGUUGUUCUGUCUUUGCCAGAUUCACAUAAUGAGAUAGAUAUUAGUUAGAGUGGAGUAAAGAAAUGGGUCCAGGACAUGUUUAGCCUGGACACAAAGAAGAGGACCUUGUCCAAUCAAAUGAGGGAAAAACUCCAGAGCUGAUCAAAAUAAAAAUAAUUACCUUGAUUUGUCUAACUCUGAUUUGGUCAUUAAAGAACUACUUCAAUGCAAAAUAAACAUUAGUUCUGCAGCUGCAAAGCCUCAAAAGAAUGACACAUUUUGUUCAUAAACAAACUAAAGUCCAAAUUGUACUUUAUUCAUGGCUGGCAGAUUUUUUCUGCAUGUUCUAAGUGAUAAAAUGUUCAUCUUCUGAAAUACAUGCAGACCCAUCAGUGAGCAUUUUUAUCCAUCCUCACAAUUUCUGACUUUGAGAUUGCUCACACCUACAGGACAAUGAGCAGCUUUUAGCCUGCAUCCUGCUGCCCUAGUCUGCUUUGGAGUAAAAUGUUAAAUUAUCCAACAAAAACAGGGUCCUCAAGAUUUCUGCAUCUGAAGGGCGAAGACUAAUAUCCACCUUUUCAAAUGACUCUAGGAAGGACAGAGAACAUGAUGAUUUAUGAAAAUGUUUGACUGUUCCUUUAAUGAAUGUGCGUACGAGAGCAAACCUCACUGUUUUCGCUGUUCUCACCUCAACUGAUAGCUUUAUGUGUGGGUGUGUCAACACUGUACAGCACUCCGGACACAAUGUGUCAGUGCAUGACGCUUGUAAUGACAAACAACCGAACAAGGUCAGAUGAGCGCCUAUGUUUGAAUCAUGUGGUUCAUGCUACAUCGUAUGCUACAAUCCCCCCCCCCCCACAAAGUCUUUAUCAAAAUUACAAACAAUCCUUAAAAAAAAAGACCAUGAGAUUUCGGGGAGCAAUACCGUUCUGCGUGAUUUACCAGGCUGUGCACUAAUGACAAAGUACUACUUUUACAUCAGGGCCACAGAACACAUCAACUGUAGCACUGAGGACAAUGAUAACUUAGAUUUGAUACCAAAUCAUAAACAGUUUUUUUUUAUAGGAACACUGUUUACAGUUUAAGUAUUGAUUGGUGAGAGCAAUGGUGGGGAGAAAUGUGCCAUGGGGAUUUGCAGAGGAUUUCAACCAUUACCUUCCUCUGUGUUUCUGGAGGAUAUUAUGCCACAUUCACGUCAUAUCUUUCAGACCGUACUUGUAUGCAGCCAAAGCUAUUACAGAAGCCCAGACUAACCUGCUAGAUUUAAUUAGAAACAGAGGUUUUUAGGAUCUGACAGCAACAAUGUUUCUCACUAGCUGUAAUGAACUAGGAAAUAUUGAUAAUAUGGCUAAGAAAUGUCAAGGUCCCCAUUGGCAGUUACAUCAAAAUAAUAGCAACUUUUACUACUUGUACUGUUGAAUUGGAUAUAGAAAGGAUACAUACAUGUAAGAAGUAAAUAGCCCAAUCAAACUUAACAUUUCUAUUUGCUCUUCUGAACACGUUCUGCUAUUUGAGAUUGGAAUUGACCUGUCUUUAUUUAGGGCACAAGUUCCUAAUUUAAUGCAUUUCUCUGCCGGCAAAAUAUCAGUCGAGAAUAUCUAGUUUGGGCUACUGUACCAUAGUUAUGAUAUUAGUUAUCUGAACUUGCUUUGGGAGUUUCAACCUUCUCUAUUUUCAACCACAUCCUACUCUUUGAAGCCAUUUGAUGAGAUCAGAGUAGAUUAAAGUGCAACUUGAUUUGAGGGUCUAACCAAAUUGCAGAAAACGAACAUAGCUGUAAGGCAGCACAGCUGCAGCAGCUGGUUGUCUGAAAUCACCUUCAUGUGAUUCUUAAAAUAAGAGGUUUUUCUUUUCUUUCUCGUUCUUACUUUUCUACUGAUAUGGUGUGAAUGCAGCAUAAGAUUUUUGGCCCCUCAUGGUCCGUGGCUUCCUGUUCCUGCAUCUGUGUUUACUCUUGGCAGGAUGUUUACAAGUCUACCUAUCCAGGUAACAGCUUAUGCAUGUUUAUUGAAAUCAAAUGUGAUGCAUCGACUGUGCACCUCAAGUCAAUUUGUCCAGACUGCUGCAGCAUCUAUAGAUUUGGGAAGGAGAGAGAGCUUUAGUCAGUGUUGUUGACUUUCCACUGAAAGCUGACACAAUGCGUGAGUAAAUCUGAAAUCUACUGAUUUCAGGUCUGCAGUUUGGGAAAAUGUGCAAUAAUACCUCAAGCUAGUUUUAAUAUGAUAAUGACAGAGCUCUGUGCACUGCCUGUCAUGUUUCCAUUGAAUGCAGUUACUCGUUUUAAAACACAGAUGCACAAAAGUAACGAGUCGGUGCACAUCAUCCUAGAGUCUACGGAAAGCGCAAAGGUCAUGUAGAUAUCCCCAUUAUUUCUUUCCAUUGUUUUCCAUUAGAGGGACCUAAAAGAACAACUUUUUGCACAUAAUCUUUUGAUACAAAAAGUUUUCCCUACCUUUCUGUACCAGGGACGGAGGCCAGUUGAACGACUGUAGAUAGAACGACAGUGUGUAUCGGUGUUUUCUUUAUGAACUAUCAUAGUGAUUUAUGGAGGAAAAAAAAUCUGUUUAUCGUCAUUGUGUUGGACAUAUUUAAAUAAUUUUCUUGUGAUGGUUACAAAACUAAUGUGAAAAGUUUUUAUGAUCUUUAGACUCUUUAAAAUCUAGUUGAUUUACCUAGAAGCUGGUGAAACUUUAAUUUACCAUUUUUUAAAGAGUGGACACAAAAUGUGAAUAUUAUUGUCUCUUUCAAUGGCUAAAUUGAAAUUUACUGUUGUUUUGUGUCAUUAUGACAUGUACAUAUUGAUUUUGUCAGAAGGUUCAGACGAGGUUGGACUUGCAACAGUAUCAGGACACGCUGAUUCCAUCAGACGCCUCCAGUGGUUUAUCAUGUGAUUCUGUGGGUUUAUAGCUGUGUUAUGGAGGCUGUAUAUACAGCACAGAGAUUUACAUUUGUAGUAUUAGUACAUUAUCACUCACAAUAUUGUUACAAUUCAUGGGAAGUAACUCAGAUUGUACUGAAUGUUAAAUGUGGCAUCCAUGAAUUAUUACACUGACACUCUAAUGCUCUAAACACGACGAUAAUCUGGAAAAUCAUCUUGUUUUGUUCUUUCUCCAGGGUUAGAUAUAUCAAAUGGAUAUCACUUCAUCUCUGUGUCCCGGACAGAGAUGCUUCUAGGAUGUGUUUACAAUGCAUUAAGUACUGUGAGCUAGAUUCUAUGAUGUCAGCACGCUACCAUGCUCAAAAUGACAAUGUCAGCAGACUCAUAUUAAACAGACUCCCUGGUAAGGUUUAAUUUACUUUGUUGAACUGAAAACAGAGUGUCUUUUGAGAAUCAUGAAUAUGUUACGAGUUCUUCUGGUAUUGGGUCAUAAAGCAACAUUUUUACAAAAUUCUUAUUUCACCUGAUGAUGGUGCUGGUUGAAAUGUUAGAAUUUAUCCCAAGGUCACCUUGUCCAAACAUAUUUUUGCAGACAUACAUGGAAACGUUUGUAAAAAUGUCAGUCAGGAGAAGGUAAAACAAUGACAAAACACUUGCACAUUUGUAUUAAUUUACAUGUUGUAUCAUCAUCAUCAAGCCAACAUUUUGUUAACUGCUUCUAAAAUGAGUCCAAAAUUAAGGAAGCUGACAGAUGGAAUUUCUCUGUGGCAUUACAGAAAUUGCAUCAGAAAUACAAGACAUUUUAAGACGUCUUGGUAGGAUUAGAAUAGGGGAAAGUAAUAUAAUUAAAAGUGGCAGAAUUAGCUCUUAGUCCUGGCAUGCUUGCCGACUUUCCAACUGUAAUUAGAUAAUAGGACAAUUAUUCAGACCAGACAUUGUUCAUUGACAUUCACAUUUUUUUACUAGACCAAGCCAAAUGUCUGCUUUGAAAAAUGUCCAUAGAGAGCCAAAGUGAAAUGCGAAGAGGCAUAAUGCCCUGGGCACGACGCAAUCUCACAUUUCACCAACUAUUGUCUGGUGACAAUUUUUAAUUUCAUUAGCUUGUUUAAUUGAUCUACAUUGACAUGCAAAAUGGAGUUAGUAGACAUUAGCCAAAGAUGUCUUCCCUCAACUCCAACUCCAUUUCUGCAUCUCAAAUUGCUCAUAGGACUGUAAUAAUGACCAGCACCACAGAUAUACAUUCUUGGCUGUGUUAGCUAUUUCCCAGAUAUCCACUGGCUAAUGCCCUGAAAUAUUGGCCAUCGCCCCUUGAGGCUACAGAGCUGUCCGGUCAUUGCUGAGGCGUUCCCAGAUUGAACAUGUAAGUUGCAGUCAUCUUCAUUGGCUUGAAUGCAAUGUUUGGCUUUGUGCUCAUUUUCCCACAUUAACAUUUCUGGAAUAAGGAAAUAAAUCAGUGAUGGGUGAGUAGUGGUACUGCUGGGCCUGAGUACCUGCUUUGUUUGUCCUGCGCACAGAAAGAUUAAACUGAUAUCCAUCUUUUAAACUCACCCUGGAGAAAACAGAGAAUAUGAUGAUUUACAGAAAUGCUUGUUUGUUGAAAACACUUGGAAUCAGAAGUGAAAUCAAACCUCAACCCGGUUUGUUUCCACUUUUAUUCCUCUCUCGGCUGUGACUCAAAAGGUCUGAAUAAUGGAUGACGAAGAAAGAUUAUUUUUUUUCCUUCUCACCCGCCCCCUUCACUCUCUUUGCUUACGUUACACAAGGACACAGAGAGCUGAAAAUAGUGCUGCUGCCUGUCCUCAUGUGAUGUGAAAUUAAAAGCACACUGGAGCGGAGACACUUGCUGCUGGGGAAUUCUACACUAGAUAUCAGUCCAUCUGACAAUCCCUCCAUCCAGCUUGCAACACAACCUCCAUCAGUCUGUGCAAGGGUACUUUUCACGACAGCAAGCUUUUUGGAAUAUGAUGAUGUAUAUGUGAUUGUAAUAAAGAGAUUUUAAUUAGCUA